Molecule: messenger RNA, 813 nt
Organism: Fusarium musae
Lineage: Eukaryota; Fungi; Ascomycota; Sordariomycetes; Hypocreales; Nectriaceae
Exons: 3
Coding region: 1-813 (270 amino acids)
Biological process (GO): glucan catabolic process
Molecular function (GO): beta-glucosidase activity
Source: RefSeq, a predicted model, not a curated record
AUGGCCAAUAAGGUCACCGAGGCGCAGCUCGAUGAUCGGCCACGCAACGUUCUCAACCUCAUCAACUACUCCAAGGCCUCUGGAGUUCCCGAGAACUCACCUGAGAAGCGGCUGAACUGUCCAGAGGACCAGGCUCUUCUGCGACGCGUAUCAUCGCAAUCCAUCGUCCUUCUCAAGAAUGAGAACAGCAUACUGCCGUUCACCAAGUCAAAGACAACAGCCGUGAUUGGGCCCAACGCUAAGAUGACCCGUUUCUGCGGCGGAGGCAGCGCUUCACUCCUCCCUUACUACAGUGUCUCGCCGGAGCAACGGACCACCCAGAUGCUGCCUCUGAUUGGCAAUUACCUCAAGACGCCCCAGGGCCGGCGGGGCUUCACAUGGAAAGCUUUCAAUGAACCCGCCACAAGUAUAGACAGAAGGCCAAUCGAGGAGCGUGUUCUAACUGACUCCAACUAUUUUCUCAAGGACUAUCACAAUACCGACCUCGCCCCAGUCUGGUACGCUCAAGCAGAAGGCAUCUUCACGCCUGAUGAGAUGGUGGUCCGUACGACUUUGGCCUCGGGGUCGAAGGCACAGACGAGGGGAGAAACCCUCUUCGGCUCAGCAACUAUCGAAGAGAAGGGUGAGAAGGUGCUUACAGCUGGCCAACAGUACCGCAUUAGUCUGGAAUGGGGCUGUGCCAAAACCAGCAAACUACCGCCGUUUGGCCCUGUUGGCGGCAAGCACGGUAAUUGGAGAAUGGGCUGUUUCAAGCGGAUUGAUCCUGUCCAGGCUAGUGAAGAUGCUGUUGCAGUUUCCAAGACAGUCAACUAG